Leptopilina heterotoma is the source of this 4276-nucleotide messenger RNA. RefSeq names its product oxysterol-binding protein-related protein 9. The record is from RefSeq and is a predicted model, not a curated record. Gene Ontology annotation, cellular component: cytosol; intracellular membrane-bounded organelle; membrane. Bases 46 to 2235 code for a protein of 729 amino acids. NCBI's taxonomy places the organism in Eukaryota, Metazoa, Arthropoda, Insecta, Hymenoptera, Figitidae. Gene Ontology annotation, molecular function: sterol binding. The transcript is spliced from 13 exons.
AUAUACUUGUCAGUGUUCAUGUAUACAAAGUAGAGGUUAUGUGUCAUGUCGAAGUUUAAUGAAACAACUGAAACAAUAAUGUUCACAAGAAAAAUGUCGACAAUGGAAGGUUCACUUAGUAAAUGGACUAAUGUUGUUAACGGAUGGCAAUAUCGAUGGUUCGUCUUGGAUGAUAAUGCUGGACUUUUAUCUUAUUAUACAAGUAAGGAAAAAAUGAUGCGAGGGGCACGCAGAGGAUGUGUUCGUUUAAGAGGCGCCGUAAUUGGAAUUCAUGAUGAAGAUGAUAGUACUUUUACUAUCACAACAUCAUCACAGAAAGACGAUCCAAAGACUUUUCACUUUCAAACACGAAACGGCGAAGAACGCGAACGUUGGGUUCGAGCUCUUGAGGAUACAAUUUUACGACACUCACAUGCACGCUGGGAUCCAAACAAAUUACUGCCAAAGCAAGAUUUCGAUCGAAAAGUAGCAGAGGCUGACGCUUAUCUUCAAUUGCUGAUCGAUCAAAUUAAAUUAAUUGAGCAAAAGCAGCAGUCAGUGCCCGAAGGAGAUGAGACUAAUGAACAGAGAUAUGAGGAAAUUUUGAAGCAAGCAAAUGCAAUGCUUAAUUCCGUCAAGCACAUGAUCGUUCAAUUACAAAUUGCCAAGAAUACAGCUAUUCCGGUAAAUGGGAUUUACACAGGUCCAACCAAACCCAUUGCUACGGAUUUGAAACUCGGGGAACCAGAGUUGACUGUACAGACGGGAAUUGAAUUAGGAUCGGAAUGUGUGGAGCCGAGGGUUACAAAUUUAACAAAAGUUGUGGGAAGAGAUCUUCCAGUACCAGAAUACUCUUAUUCAUCUUCCGAUGAGGACGAAGAUUUUUUCGAUGCAGCAGAUGAUAUUUCAGUACCUUCGCAUCAAGCAGCUCAAAAUUAUCAUCCUCCAAAGCGACGAGAACUCGAGAGAUUACCGUCUUCAUCAUCGACAGAAAGUACACCUGUUGAUAAUCGAAAACCACCACCAGCACCGCCAAUAAAAGGAGAUGGAUCUGUCGACUAUGAUGCAUUGUACGAGGAAGAGAGCGAAGAGGAAAUGGACUCGAUGGAAAGCCAUGGAUCAGUUGUCACUCAUCUUUUGUCGCAAGUGAAAAUCGGAAUGGAUUUGACAAAAGUUGCCCUCCCGACUUUUAUUCUGGAGCGCAGAUCCCUUUUAGAAAUGUACGCGGAUUAUUUCACUCAUCCCGAUCAAUUUGUAAGCAUAGCAGAUAUGCCAACUCCAAAAGAAAGAAUGGUGCAAGUGGUGAAAUGGUACCUGUGCAGUUUUCACGCCGGUCGAAAAUCAGGUGUUGCAAAAAAGCCCUAUAAUCCAAUUUUAGGAGAAAUAUUCCGCUGUCAUUGGGAUCUUCCGUCAGAAAAAGAACAGAAUAAUUCAUUAAAAGGAAGUGCUAAAUUCGUUAAAGAUGGACCCGUACCGUGGUCUACUGAAAAUCAACUUUCCUUUAUCUCUGAACAAGUUUCCCAUCAUCCUCCAGUGAGUGGCUUUUAUGUCGAGAAUGUCGAAAGGAAUAUCAGUUUUGGAGCGCACAUAUGGACGAAGAGUAAAUUUUUAGGAUUGAGCAUUGGUGUACAUAAUGUUGGCAAGGGAUGGGUUAAUGUGAUAAAUCAUGGCGAGGAGUAUAUCGUAACAUUUCCAAAUGGUUAUGGAAGAUCGAUAUUGACAGUGCCAUGGAUUGAAUUGGGUGGCAAUACGACGAUAACAUGCGCUCAAUCUGGUUACACAGCAUCAAUAGAAUUUCUCACAAAACCAUUUUAUGGCGGUAAACGUAAUCGAAUCACGUGUCAAGUGAGUCAUCGCACGGAUAAAAAGCCAUUCCUUGUAAUUAAUGGCGAAUGGAAUGGAUUAAUGGAAUCAAAAUGGGCUGAUGGGAGAUCGGAAAUAUUCGCUGACGUUCGAGAAUUAAAGGCGGAAAAGAAGCAAGUGAAGCCGAUGUGUGAACAGGAGGAUUGUGAAUCAAGAAAAAUUUGGAGAGAAGUAACGAUGGGUUUAAGAAUUAAUGAUAUGGAUAAGGCAACAGCGGCGAAAUCCUCUAUUGAACAAAAACAACGUGAUGAAGCUCGAAUUCGCAAAGAAAAUAAUAUUAUGUGGCAAACGAAGUUGUUCAAAGAAACCAAAGACGGAGGCUAUGCAUAUGUGAACCCUCUGGAAGAGAGAUUAAAAGUCAAAACGGACGAAUCAACAGUGACAAACACCUAAAGAGGUAAAUGAUGAAAUCGACUCCAAUAAAUAAUUCGCACACGUAAAAUAACAAACUUAAGCCUGAUUCCAUUGAGACGUACGUCACUCUACAAGCCUGUACAUAUAGCUAAAACUAUCCUUAUUCUAUUUUCAAUUUUAUUAUAGUUCCCUCAAUAUUAAGCAAAUAGCGGAAAAUUUCAAUUUUUUAAAAUAUUUACCAAAAAAGUUCUUAUAGUUUGGAAUUUUCCUUUUAAUCCCUAAAAUAAACGUUCUCAACAAAUUUUAUUCCUUAACGUAACUUUUCCUGUUGAAAAUAAUUAUAAUAUAAACAGUAUUUAAAAUAAUUAUCAAAUUAAUUUUUUAAUUUGAAAAAUUAAAUUAAAAAUACCUAUAAUUUUAGUAUUUAAAAGAACGGAGAACGUUUUUUAUUCGUGGCACAAACAUUUUUUCUAUUAUCUGUUCUUCCUCUUUUUUUCCUCAUUUCCUUUUUCUUCAAAUGGAAAAUUUUAGUUUAAUUUAAAUUAAACUUGUGUGACUUAAAUAAAAGACUUGUGUUAAAAAUGUCCUUACUUAAGUAACAAAAAAAAGACUUUCGAGUCGUUUUUUCACGAUUUUCAAAAAAUUUAUUACAAUUUUUAUAACGCCGCAUAAAUAUGAAAGUUAAAAAUGGAUUAUGUACAGUUUGUAGACGAAAGCAUUUUUUAAAUGUGAAAAAACACAUUUAAGUAUACGUAUAGAUUAAUAGAUUUUAAACAUUAAUUAAAUUACAUUAUAUUAAUGUAAUAUAAAAUAUUUUAGAAUUUUUAAAAGUGAAAUUUAAUUCAAUUUUAUCAACAGUCCAUUUAUUACUUACUAUUUAUAUUAAUAAGAAAAUUUUUCAAAUUUUUUCUUCAAGAUUUUAUGAGAUUAUUUAAUCUAAAUAGAAAACUGUUAAUUAAUAAAAUUAAUUAGUUAGUUUAUGUAAUUGAAAAAUCUUGUGGUGGCGUUCGGGAAGGGACAGAUUAAUUUUUCAGUAGAUUUAGAAAUUUUAAUUUUUGUUGGUGCAAAGUGUGAUGUAAUUCACAUCCUAUUUUAAUAAGUACAUUCUUUUAGAUAUAUAUUUUUAUUACAAUGAAAAUUUAUUUUUUUGUUAAAAAAAUACGUCAAGUAUUAUAGUUUUUAUAUUUUUAGUAUUUAGCUCGACUUUUAAAUUCUUUGAGAAAGAAAGUUUAAUAAGUUUAAAAAUGUGAAAUAAGUUGUAAAAAAUUACUCUUAAAAAACUCCAAAUUUUAUCUAAAUUAUUUAUCGCUUAGAAUUUUUUUUUUGGAUUUAUUUUUACUGAAAUAAGACGAAUUCUAUGAGGCUUAAGAGUGCACGUAUAUAAGUGGCCUUUAAUGCAAGGAUAAAUUUUAUUGAAAAUUGAGAAGAACUAAUUCUUAAAGCUAAAAAUCUAUAUAAAUACUUAAAAAGCAAAAUAAUAGCUCUUAAACAAUAUAUAUUAUAAAUUUAGAAAAAAUUAUAUAUAGAUCUUAUAUUUUUGUUUAAUAUAAGUACGUGAAUGAAAAAUUUCAUGUUAGAAAAAAAAUCCUAAAUAUCUAUUAUCAAAGAGAAGAAGCAAAAGAAAAAGACGAUUUCAAGAAAAUUACGUUAUCCGCAAAACAUCGAAAUGUAUUUUCUAUAUUUAAAUUCGAAAUUUUUUGAAUAAAUUUAUUAACCUUUUUAUUAUUACAUUAAUAAUAAAUUCGAAGUGCUUUUUAUUCUGCUUGACUCUUAGAUAAUUUCGUAUUAGCAGGAAAACAAAAAUACUCGGCACAUUUAAAUAUAUUAUAAUAAAUAUGUAGAAAAAGUCUGUACAAUAAACUUCAGAACUGUUUUUUUCUUUUCGAAAGAGAAAAGAAAUGUAAAAGUAAAAGUAGUUACUAACUUCCAAGGAAAUCUUAAGUUUCCUUUAGAAAAUUAGUUGUAAGAAAAAAAACAAAUGUAAAUUGCAUAAAAAAAACGCGUUGCAUGUCGAAAAUAUUGUAAAAAAAAAAGCAGCUGUUAUCUUUUUCUGAAUAAAAUUGUUUUGUAAAAUAAAAAA